GGCGGCAAGAAGCCAAGAACCAAACCAGUCGUAAUCGUAAUCGAGUAGCCUGAUCUCUCGGGAAGGAAAGCCAAAGCGGCGGUCCAUCAGACCCACCUCCCAGUCUUUCGCCAUCUUCCCGGCGAGCAAGGCAAGAAUCCCGCAGCGCGAGGGCUCGCAGUUCCGGAUGGCCGCCGCCGCGUCUUCGUUGGUGAGGCGUGCCGCCGCCGCCGCUUCCCGCGGCCUGCUCCACGCCCGCGCCUUCGCCUCGGGCGGCGGCGGCGAGACGGCCAAGCGGGUGCUGGUGCCGGUUGCCGCCGGCACCGAGCCGAUCGAGGCGGCGGCCACCGCUGACGUCCUCAACCGUGCCGGCGCGCGGGUCACGGUCGCCACCGCCGACCCGGCGGGGGACGAUGGCCUCGUCGUGGAGGCCGCCUACGGGGUCAAGCUCGUCGCCGACGGCCGCGUCGCCGACCUGGAGGGCGAGGCCUUUGACCUCAUCGCCCUGCCGGGAGGAAUGCCGGGAUCAGUUAACCUUAGAGAUUGCAAAGCACUCGAGAAGAUGGUCAAGAACCAUGCCGAUAAUGGGGGCCUCUAUGGUGCCAUCUGCGCUGCGCCCGCGGUGACUCUGGCUUAUUGGGGAAUGCUGAAAGGCUUAAAGGCAACCUGUUAUCCAUCAUUCAUGGAGAAGUUCACUGCAGAGGUGAUCCCUGUGAACUCAAGGGUGGUGGUGGAUCGGAAUGCCGUGACCAGCCAGGGUCCAGGAACAGCAAUUGAGUUUGCUCUCGCUUUGGUGGAGCGGCUAUAUGGCAAAGAGAAGAUGGAGGAGGUUGCUGGGCCUUUGUAUGUGCAUCCUCAACAUGGAGUUGAAUAUACCAUAGAAGAGCUUAAUUCAGUUGAAUGGAAGUGCAGUGAUACACCUCAGGUUCUUGUGCCAGUUGCUAAUGGCUCGGAGGAAAUGGAAGCUAUCAAUUUGAUAGAUGUGUUGCGUAGAGCAGGAGUAAAUGUUACUGUUGCAUCAGUGGAGGAAAAGUUACAAAUUGUGACCCGUCGCCACAAGUUUAAUCUAAUAGCUGAUAUGAUGUUGGAUGAAGCUUCUGAAAUGCAAUUUGAUUUGAUAGUCAUGCCGGGUGGUCUGCAGGGUGCUCAGAAGUUUGCUAGUACAAAGAAACUUGUUGACUUACUCAAAAAACAAGCAGAAUCAAAUAAACCAUAUGGUGCAAUAUGUGCCUCUCCUGCCCAUGUCCUUGAACCCCACGGUUUACUGAAGGGCAAGAAGGCAACAGCAUUUCCACCCAUGUCACACCUGCUCACAGAUCAGAGUGCAUGUGAUCAAAGAGUUGUUGUCGACGGUAACCUUAUCACUAGUCAAGCCCCAGGAACUGCAACAGAAUUUUCGCUAGCCAUUGUUGAGAAGCUGCUUGGUGGAGAUAAAGCCAUCAGCAUAGCAAAGGAGUUGAUCUUUAUGUGAUUUUACACUGAUCUGGCAGUAUGGACUGUACAAUCAUGUGGAUAAACAUGUCGGAAUCUGUUAGUGAUACUUCUAUCUAUAUGCGUAGACCGGUAGGAGCUGCCUGAGCACUCCAAUUCAGUAGUACUGUUACAUCACACUGUAAACUGCAAGCCAGGAACAUACAUCAUGGGAAAAUAUUCGAAAGGUUACUGUGCAGUUCUUUUACUUAACAAAGGAAGAGGAUAUGAAGAACAACUUGUAAUUACUUCUGUGAUUCUGUCAGAUCAAAGAAACUUGAUGUGGAGUUGCAUGCCAUCCCACCUUUCACCUGCUCUGGUCAUCAUGGAUCACUGCGUAGAUUGCAGCCUGAUCCAGUGUCUGCUAUGGGUUUGGACUCUCAAAUACUGGGAAGCUGUUUGCUUGAUCGAUAGCAAGUGCUCUACAGUGCCAGCAAUCUGGUCUUCAUGUCAUAGUAAACUGUAUGUAUAAGCUAUCGCUUUUAUAAGCAUACUCUUUUCUAUUUCAGUUCUUUUGUUUUUGUGAAUGCUUGAGAUCUCGGAUUCAGAUAGAAAAGACUAGGGAAUGAAUAUGUUUAUAGAAUCAAAUAAAGCAUUCUAUGCAGCGCAUUUCUGGUUUUGGAA
This is a messenger RNA of Panicum hallii, 2073 nucleotides long. Its product is annotated as protein DJ-1 homolog A-like. Gene Ontology annotation, molecular function: protein deglycase activity. Gene Ontology annotation, cellular component: nucleus; cytosol. NCBI's taxonomy places the organism in Eukaryota, Viridiplantae, Streptophyta, Magnoliopsida, Poales, Poaceae. The coding region runs from base 167 to 1450 and encodes 427 amino acids. Gene Ontology annotation, biological process: guanine deglycation, glyoxal removal; protein deglycation, glyoxal removal. The record is from RefSeq and is a predicted model, not a curated record. The transcript has 7 exons.